This is a messenger RNA of Megalopta genalis, 1046 nucleotides long. RefSeq lists its product as uncharacterized. Lineage: Eukaryota; Metazoa; Arthropoda; Insecta; Hymenoptera; Halictidae. The record is from RefSeq and is a predicted model, not a curated record.
GGAAGUUGCGGUAAAUUGAUCAACUGUAACGCGGCCAUUCUUAUUUUCUGGACACUGGCGGUGACGGUUGGCAACGGGCAACCACGCUCAUGUAACUGCUUGCAACGUACUCCGAGGGAUGAACGCAAUUUCGCUCGGUGUUCACUUUAUUUAUUUGCAAUUCACAGUACAAUUCUAAUAUAAGUCGAAGGCGUCCAAAGCAUUCUAAUCGAUCUAGAGAAGAAGAGGAAAAGAAUUGAAAACCAUGAGACCGGAUUCGCGAAGUGUUUCGUUCACGUUUCACCGGGAGGUGCUGAGCGUAAAAAAUUCGCCAGAGAUCACUAAGAACUCGAAGAAUUUGAGGCGUCGGCUUCAGGAUCGCUUUGAGAAGGAUAAGUCCAGCGAUUCGUGCAAGGAAAAGACGCCGAAAGACAAACAAUCGAGUGACCGAGGCUGGAACAACUUGUCGCUCGGAAAUAUGUCAGCGGAUUCUCGAAGGGCACUGCGGAGCGGAGCCGAGAAAUUAUCCAAGACGAUAUCUUCUGUACGCACAACCUUUGGAACUAUUUCGCAGAAAUUCAAAAGCUCAACACGCAGACGCCAAAGAUUGGAAGAACAACAAUCACCGAAUAGUAUGUGCAAAAUACAAACACCUCAGACACGCACUCGUCAACUGUUGGGUAGAACCCCGACAAAGCUUUACAGCCCUUUUGGCAUCGAGUCCCCCAGGCAUGCAUGGGAUAAGGAAAACAGUGAAACACCGGUGCACACAUCCCCAGGAUCAAACAAACAUUAUAUACAAUGCAGGCCAUUCCGUUUAACAAGAAAAGGAUUCUCCAUGCUGAGAUAAAAUUUUCUCCUGGUUUUAAUAAGGAGAAAAUUUCAAAUCCAGAUAAACAUGGCGCCAAAGAGAAGAUACGUUCCUGCAUGAACCUAACCUAUAAGAGUGAUCGUUAACUGCAACCCGACUUACGCUCAUGCAUGUAGUACUAUUUUGUUCGUUUAAUUCGAGGACGACAUGUGUACCUUUGCAUAUGUUAACUGGAAAAAAGUGAAUGGAUAGGAAA